Molecule: messenger RNA, 1425 nt
Organism: Ziziphus jujuba (common jujube)
Lineage: Eukaryota; Viridiplantae; Streptophyta; Magnoliopsida; Rosales; Rhamnaceae
Exons: 2
Coding region: 39-1250 (403 amino acids)
Source: RefSeq, a predicted model, not a curated record
CCAUAAAAAGUGAAAUUUUUGGAAGAGGAACAAAAUCAAUGAAGAGCUUUUACCACUUCAGCCAUGAACAUCAAUUGGAACAGACCAGGUCACCACCCCCUAAAGAAAACAUCAGCUGCUCAGGCUGCAAGCUCAAGAUAUUGUCAGACAAAGACUUUUACACCUGCAAAACCUGUCCAUUUUUCCUUCACCAGGUCUGCUACAACAUGCCUAGAAAAACCCAACACCCUGCUCAUCCAAACCACUAUCUAACCCUCCAUUCAAACGCUUUAACUUCCAAUGGGAAUUUGCAGUGCAGGGCUUGUGGAGGUCAUGUUAAUGGCUUCUAUUAUGCUUGUGCUAAAAUUGGCCAUUACUAUCAUACUCUAUGCUUAGCACUGCCUCUUUCCAUUGCAGUUUCAUCCCACACCCACAAGCUCAAACUGGCAUAUUCAUCCCCAUAUGAUUUCUGCUGUGAUAUUUGUACUAAACCCGGUUACAAGAUUCGUUGGCUUUACAGGUGCCAAAUCUGUGAAUAUGAUACACAUCUUUCAUGUGUCAUAUCUAAUGGAAAAGAGCAAUUUUCUCUUCAGCAUUCAAUCACACCAUUCCCCAAUACUUCGACUACAAGGCAGAGUUCAUAUUUUUCAACAGCUCUUGCUGGGAUUGACAGACCACUGGAUUACAUCGGCGAAGCCAACGAAUUAAUGCAGUUGGUAACUCAGGCAGUUGUAGUGGCUGGAGGAGAUUAUCAGGGAUUACAAUGCCAAAGACCAAGUCCAUCCACUCCUGGUUCAGAAGAUCUGAGCAUAAAUCCAAGUUAUCAAUUCAGUGAUGCAUGUUUCUCAAUAGAUUUGGAAAGGUCUUAUUCGAACUAUAAUCAGGCAAAUAUUCAAGCUAUUAAUCAUCAAGUGGCAAAGACUAAUAUUCCUGAAGUUCAUGGAGCUAAUUUUAGACAUGUAAAUACUGGGAUUCCAAAUAUGAAGUUGAUGAAACAACCCAGUUUUGCUAAUGGGACAACAACCAUUUAUCCUCUUAAUGUGGGACCUGCAGAGGGUAAUAGAAUGAAAGAAGCUUUCUUGAUCAGAAGUGGGAGUGCUCUUGCAUGUGAUGAAUUGGUUCAAAAGGAGAAGAUGAAGAGGAAAGCUAAGGAAAAUAAGCUCAAGUUGGGUCCUGGAAAUGAUCAAAUCACAAAAUCAGAUGCAGUUAUGUCUAGCCGUUCAAGUUGGCAGAACCUCCUUUCAUGCUGCUAUUAUAAUCCCAAGGCAUGAAAGAAAGUACCAAAACUGCACAGAUGGAUUGGGUACAAAGUAUGAUCAUGGAAAACUAUAUUUUCUUUUCCUAUAUGGAUGUGUGCGAAAACUUUAUGUACUAUUACUGCAUGUUUUACAACUGGAAAUCGAUUUCAUAUGUUAAUAUUUUUUUUUUUCUUGAAUAAUUCAUCAA